Oppia nitens is the source of this 1965-nucleotide messenger RNA. Its product is annotated as neprilysin-2-like. NCBI's taxonomy places the organism in Eukaryota, Metazoa, Arthropoda, Arachnida, Sarcoptiformes, Oppiidae. The transcript is spliced from 15 exons. Gene Ontology annotation, biological process: protein processing. The record is from RefSeq and is a predicted model, not a curated record. Gene Ontology annotation, cellular component: plasma membrane. Gene Ontology annotation, molecular function: metalloendopeptidase activity. The coding region runs from base 1 to 1965 and encodes 654 amino acids.
AUGUAUGAGUUUACUUGUGGGCAAUGGAUUAAAAAUUCAUUAAUUCCCGACAAUAGGAUCGGCAUAUCAACGGCUGGUAAUUUGGUUGAAACCAUAGAGUUUCAGUUUAAAGAAUUACUCGAAGAGAGGCCAAAACCCGAUGAUCUUAAAGUCUUUAAUAAUAUCCGUAAAUUAUAUUUUUCGUGUCUUAAUAUAAGUCAGCUCAUACAGAUAGGUGACGGACCUUUAAUUGAAAUAUUGUUAGAGUUGGGCGGUUGGCCUAUAAUUGAGGAACAGUUGUGGAAAGAAAAGCAGUUUAAUUGGAUUGAGACUAAUAUGAAAAUGAGAGAAAUGGGAUUACCUUUUAACCAAUUUUAUCAUUUAUCUGUUGGUUUGGACCUUAAAAACAAUACAAAACACAUAAUAACUAUCGCAGAGAUUAUACCCGGAGUUGGGGACAGAAAUGUUAUGCUUAACGGUAUGAAUGAUCCAAAUGUUAGGGCAUAUUAUGAUCUUCUUGUGGAGUGCGCUAUACUUCUUGGAGUCAAACAGACUAAUGGCAAUCCUUUUAAUCAAAUUAAAGAUUUAAUUGAUUUUCAAAUCAAAAUUAUUAGUUUGACAAAACCGAUGGAAGAGACAAGAAAUGUGACCAAACUUUACAAUAAAAUGACAGUUAAAGAGUUGCAAGUAUUGGCACCAAAUACACCAUGGCUUCAACUUUUAAGCGCUAUUUUUGGACAAACUAUUCAUUUAAACGAUGAAAUAGUUGUUAAUAAUCCUUAUUAUGUUAAACAAGUCGAUCAUUUGAUUAACAUUACAAAUAAAAGAAUAUUAGCGAAUCACAUGUUGGCAGAUAUUGUGCUGACAAGUCUAUCGCUAUUACAUCCAAAAUGGUUUCAAUUGAAUGAAAUGUAUUUAAAUCGGAUAACUGGUCGCCAGUCGAUACCUCCCCGAUGGCAAACAUGCGUUAAAUCUGCCGCUUCAUUGAGCGUUGCAUUUUCGGCACUAUAUGUCCGCAAAUAUUUUGCUAAAGAAAGCAAACAAAAAGCCAAAGAGAUGGUUUAUUUUAUUCAUAAAAAGUUCAUUGAAAUGUUUGAUGACAUUGAAUGGAUGGAUCAAUUGACAAGGGAACGGGCCAUACAAAAGGCCACAGCUAUUACCAGUUAUAUUGGUUUUCCCGAUCAACUACUCAAUGACAGCCAAAUUGCAAAUAUUUAUCAAAAUCUUGAUGAUUUUGAUGAUUCGCAAUAUUUCCAAAAUACUUUAAAAAUGAUGAAAUGGUUGACAAACUAUUCACAUAAAGAUUUGCGUGAAUCUAGAAAUAAAGGAAAUUGGCAAAACUUUGCGGACACAGCAGUCGUUAACGCUUAUUAUAGUGCCGUCGAAAAUGCUAUUAUAUUUCCGGCGGGAAUUUUGCAAGGAAUAUUCUUCAAUUAUCAUAACCCUAAUUAUCUAAACUUUGGUGCCAUUGGGACAGUGAUUGCACACGAGAUUACACAUGCAUUUGAUGACAUCGGCAAACAGUUUGACCAAAACGGUAAUAACAAUAACUGGUGGGACAGUCGGACCGAUAGUUUAUUUAAUAACAAAAGUCAAUGCCUUAUAAAUCAAUACAAUAAUUAUGUUUUGCCUGAAAUAGAAGUAAAUAUAAAUGGUAUGAAAACGUUGGGAGAAAAUAUUGCCGAUAAUGUGGGCGUUAGAGAAGCAUUCAGGGCUUAUAAGACAUAUAUAAGCACCAGAGGUCCAGAGCUGACGCUACCUGGGCUUAAAUAUACACCCGAACAACUAUUUUGGAUUACAUAUGGAAAUAUAUGGUGUACCAAAACCCGACCUGAAAUGACAAAAAUGAUUAUUAGUGAAGAAACGCACUGUCCGUCCAGGUUUAGGGUAAUCGGAACCGUAUCUAAUUUAAUAGAGUUUGCUAACAGUUUUAAUUGUUCCAAUGGAAGUCCUAUGAAUCCGGUAAAUAAAUGCAGAAUCUGGUAA